This is a messenger RNA of Oncorhynchus nerka (sockeye salmon), 1884 nucleotides long. RefSeq names its product E3 ubiquitin-protein ligase TRIM39-like. The transcript has 2 exons. Lineage: Eukaryota; Metazoa; Chordata; Actinopteri; Salmoniformes; Salmonidae. The record is from RefSeq and is a predicted model, not a curated record. Bases 281 to 1696 code for a protein of 471 amino acids. Gene Ontology annotation, molecular function: protein binding; zinc ion binding.
CUCAACUGGAUAACAACAAAAAAAGAGUAAGUCAGAGUUGUAGAAUCACUGCUCCUUUUUCUCUGCUUGGAAGACAAAAGACUUAGAGCCGUUCCAGUUCUUUCCGUCUGGAUGAGUUCACUGACCCAGUCACCUUCUCACGUGGACACAACUUCUGCAAGUCCUCUAUUAGUGGAUACUGGCAUACCACUGACCUCUGUGAGUGUCUCCACUGUGUAAAAACAAAUAUACCUUUGACAGGAGACCUGAUCUCAGUGUAAAUAGGAUCACUUCCAAAAAAAUGGAUGCUCAGCUCGGGAAGUUGUCUCCGGUUAGAGUCACAACCAUCAACCCAGAAGUUGACCUACACCUCACCAAACCGGGAGAAGUGUCCUGUGAUGUCUGUACUGAGGGUGAGCACAAGGCCCUGAAGUCCUGUCUGGUGUGUCUGGUCUCUUACUGCGAGACUCACCUGGAGCCUCAUCAGAGAGUGGCGGCCUUGACGAGACACAAGCUGAUCGACCCUGUGGACAACCUGGAAGACCGGGUGUGUCAGAGACACAGCAGACCCCUGGAGAUGUUCUGCAGGAAAGACCUGACGUGUGUGUGUCAAAUCUGCACUGAGACAGACCACAAGACUCACAAGACUGUCCCUAUAGAGGAAGAGUGUGGAGAGAGGAAGGCUCAGCUGGAGAAGACUAAAGGGAAAGUGCAGCAGAUGAUCGAGGAACGAAAGCAGAAGAUUCAGGAGAUAAAACACUCAGGCGACCUCAGCAAGAGAGAUGCCGAGAAAGGCAUAGCAGAUAGUGUGGAGGUCUUCACUGCUCUGGUGCGGUGCAUUGAGGAAAGCCAGGCUGAGCUCAUCGAGGUGAUUGAGAAGAAGCAGAAAGCAGCAGAGAGGCAGGCUGAAGAGUUUAUCAAAGAGUUGGAGCAGGAAAUCACCGAGCUACAGAGAAAAAGAACGGAACUGCAUCAGCUGUCACACACCGAGGACCACCUCCACCUCCUUCAGAGUUCCCUCUGCAGCCUUCCACCUACCAAGAACUGGUCUGAGAUCAGUGUAAACAAGAAUCUGUGUGUGGCUCCUGUGAUGAGAGCUGUGUCUGAGCUAGGGAAGACGCUCAAGAAAGAGAUGGAGAAGUUGCCUGAAAUCAAGCUGAAGAGAAUCAGACAGUGUGCAGUAGAUGUGACUUUUGAUCCUGAUACAGCACAUCUCUGGCUUAUCGUGUCUGGUGAUGGGAAACAGGUGAGAUAUGGAGAUGGAGCACAGAACCUCCCUGACAACCCCGAGAGGUUUAACACUGGCGUCUGUGUCCUGGGAAAAGAGGGCUUCUCCUCGGGGAGAUUCUACUAUGAGGUGCAGGUAAAAGAAAAGACUGAAUGGACUUUAGGAGUGGCAAAAGAAUCCAUCAACAGGAAGGGGUCUUUUACAUUCUACCCGGGGAAUGGAUUGUGGACUGUGGGGCUUUGGGAUGGGGAGACGUACGAGGCCCACAAUAAGAAAGUUGACGUUCUGUCCCUGAAAGAGAAGCCCCAGAAGGUAGGGGUGUUCGUGGAUUAUGAGAAGGGAGAGGUCUCCUUUUACAAUGUGGAAGCCUCGUCACAUAUCUACUCUUUUACGGGCUGCACCUUCACUGAGAAAAUCUAUCCCUUUUGUUACACACAUGUAAAAAACGAGGCCCCAUUGAUCUUCUGCCCUGUAAGUCACUCUGACUGAGUUUUCACCUGAGUCACAUGACCUGAAAGGAGAACCCACAGUCAGUCACAUGAUGAAGCAUCACUAAACAUAACCAACAAUCACAACAACAAAAUAAUGACCAAAACGUAUUUUAGAGGGUUUAGAACUUUGAGAUCUGAAAGCGUGAACUGUCUACUAUCUGUGAUUAAAAAAAGAAAAAAAACUUU